This is a messenger RNA of Anoplopoma fimbria (sablefish), 3702 nucleotides long. RefSeq names its product zinc finger and BTB domain-containing protein 5. Bases 96 to 2318 code for a protein of 740 amino acids. Gene Ontology annotation, molecular function: RNA polymerase II cis-regulatory region sequence-specific DNA binding; protein binding; DNA-binding transcription factor activity, RNA polymerase II-specific. The transcript has 4 exons. Gene Ontology annotation, biological process: regulation of transcription by RNA polymerase II. The record is from RefSeq and is a predicted model, not a curated record. Gene Ontology annotation, cellular component: nucleus. Lineage: Eukaryota; Metazoa; Chordata; Actinopteri; Perciformes; Anoplopomatidae.
GCUAGCGUGCUGCUUCUGCCGGAGCUAGCAGCCGAUUUGCUGGUCAUCAGUUCCUGGUCAGGGCCUCUUGUCUCCGCCUCCACGCUUCGAGGGCCAUGGAUUUCCCGGGCCACUUCGAGCAGAUCUUCCAGCAGCUGAACUACCAGCGCGUCCACGGCCAGCUGUGUGACUGCGUCAUCGUGGUGGGCAGCAGACACUUCAAGGCCCACCGCUCGGUGCUGGCAGCCUGCAGCACCCACUUCCGCGCCCUGUUCACGGUUGCAGAGGGAGAUUCUAGCAUGAACAUGAUCCAGCUGGACAGCGAGGUGGUGACAGCUGAAGCUUUUGCCGCCCUGGUGGACAUGAUGUACACCUCCACACUGAUGCUCGGGGAGAGCAACGUCAUGGACAUCCUCCUGGCGGCCUCACAUCUGCACCUCAACAACGUAGUCAAGGCCUGCAAACACUACCUGACCACGCGCACCCUGCCCAUGUCCCCCCCGUCCGACAGAGCCCUCCACCACCACCAUCACCACCACCCCCAGCAGGAGCAGCAGAGGCACAGGCAGCAGCAGCAGCAGCAGCAGCAGCAGCAGCAACAGCAAGGCGCAGAGUCAGCGGAGAACCCGGCUCUUGCAGCCAACCCUAACCUCGCAGGAAAUGCCGCCGCGUCAAAGCUGCAGCGCUCCUUCCUGCUGCAGCAGCUGGGGCUCAGCUUGGUGAGCUCCGCCUUGGGUGGGAUGGAGGAGAACGGAGUCGGGAACGUGGUCGGCGGCAGGGUGGUGGAACAGAGAGCCUCUUUCCCGAUCCGGCGCUUCCACAAACGCAAGCCCUCUCUGGGCCUGUCGGAUGAGCGGCCCAGGCAGAGGCAGCGGCCCUCAGGCCCGAACCUGGGGCUGCUGGGAGAAGAAGGGGCGAACCACGAGCGAGAGGAGGGAGCACUGCUCUCCCCGGACUCGCACAAGAUGGGCGAUGAAUCUAAGUUGGAUGGCGCAGUCGCCGGCCUGGCUGGGGCGCCCCAAGACGAUCCUCAGAUGCCCAGCCAGUCAGACAGCGGACACUUCGGUGGGGAGGAAGAGGGGAUGAUGCAGGGAGUGAGGAAGGAGGAGGACAUGGAGGAGCAGGACCACCAGGUCAACAGAGCAGGGGUGAAGAUCAAAUCAGGGACAGAGGAGGAGGAGGCAGAGGCGCAGGAACAGAAGGUGGUGGUGAAACGAGAGCCGCUGAGUUCGCCGGAGCCAGCGGACGAAAUCGGUGACGUGACAUCGCAGGUAGAGCCCGGAGGCCCGGAGGAGGAGGAGGAGAAGGCGGAGCUGAGUCCGGAGAGCAGCGACCGCAGCUUCACCUCCGAGCCCCAGCCCAGCUCCAACUCCCUGCUGCAGCCCGGCUCCCAGCUGCUCCUCAACAGCAGCAUGGGAGGGGGCGGCGGAGUCGGAGGAGGCUUCGGGUGUAACAGCAGGCCGGGUGUCAAACCCGGUUUUAGUAUCUCCAGCUUCCUCGGCCCCAAGGACUUUCGGACUGGUGGAGCGGGGUUGGUCGGCGGAGAAGACGACCUCCCCAACACGACCACUGACGACACAAUGGCGCACCACUUCCUGCUGAGACAGGAGGCCACCGGGUCGUCCGGCUCGGCUUCGUCCUCUCUCCUGAAGUCGGGUCCGCUCGGUGGCGAGAGCUGCAAUGGAUUUAGAGACAACCUUCAAGAGUCUUUGUUUCUCCGCCCCCUGCACAACGGUUUGGGGAACCCCGGAGGAGGUGGGGGAAGCAACAGCGGAGGGGCAGAUCCUUUCGGUUUGGACUUCCAGCGCUCCAGUCUGGGGUUCCACUCCCUGGGGCAACCGUCACGGGGAGCAGGGUCAGCGACCACCGCCGCCCUGGGUUACCCGGGUUACAGACGCAUCGCUCCGAAAAUGAACGCCGGUGUGGGUGGAGACGAAGGACUGGGAGACUCUGCCUCCUCCUCCUCCUCCUCAAGCCUGGCCGGCCCUCUGCUGCUGAACGAGAGCGGCGGGUACGAGAUGAACGGCGGCAGGCCCACCUCCCUACCCCCGCAGCUGACCCGCGCCUCGGCGGACGUCCUGUCCAAGUGCAAGAAGGCGCUGUCGGAGCACAACGUCCUGGUGGUGGAGGGGGCUCGCAAAUACGCCUGCAAAAUCUGCUGCAAGACCUUCCUCACGCUGACCGACUGCAAGAAGCACAUCCGCGUCCACACGGGGGAGAAACCCUACGCCUGUCUCAAGUGCGGCAAGCGCUUCAGCCAGUCCUCCCACUUGUACAAGCACUGCAAGACCACCUGCCUGCGCUGGCAGAACAGCAACAUGUCCAACGCCCUGCUGUAAGCCCGCCGCCGCCGCAUCGGAGUGGGAUCAUUGGUGGGCUGGAUUCAAAGACUAGUCCAAAAAAAAAAAAGGUUUUCCUGAAGUUGUCGCAGAGCAAGCGGAUAUGAUCAGCUGUUCUAUCCUCACCACAGACCACAGACCAAAGAUAGGGACGAUAAUUUCAUGACCCACACUGUUGAGGUGGCAAAAGUCAUUGUAAACACAUUUAGUCCUAGAAGGACUACAGAGAUGCAAAGGUGCCACAUUUGUUGCUCUGGAUUGAUCAUAAACACCAACCAUAGACAUACAGACUGUGCCGGCCCAGUCUGGACUUUUGUUUUGAAGCUGCUACUCUGUUAGCUAUUUUGUCUUUAUAAAACAAAAAAGGAGUUAUUUAGGUGAAAUUUAGAGUUUGUGGUUAUUGAAGUAGAAUGAACUCACUAAUACUCCGUGUGAGAGAGGCAGCUGAGCAGAACCAACAUCUAGAACAAAUAUGUAAAAAUAUUACGCUUGUGUGUGGAUUUAUUUCACAGCACAUUUAUAAAACAUGUAGCAGCAGCCCGCAUCAGACUGUACUCCGCCUUGUUCUCUGCAAAAGGCAGUUGGACAAACUGAUUCAGAUGCAGUUUGUGCGACAGAUAGGAUGCCUGUAAGUAUUAAGAACUGUUGAUGGUCAUGUGCUCUCGGCUCAAGUUCAACCGACGGAGAAGAUGACAGAGAACCUUGUGUGUUGUUGCACAAAAAAAAAACCCGGUCAACUGGACAAAAUCAUUUACUGAAGCGAUGAGAAACCCCGAUAAACAGUUUAGCAUUUUUCCAAAAUGUUGGAUUCACGAGUACUCCACCACCAAGUCAGGUCAGAUGUGUGACCUCUGCUGUGGCCUUUCAGUCCAAGCGCCAUCAUCGGAAGUGUUGCAGAGCUCACUUAAAGUAGGGAAUAUGUCCGUUUGCACUGAUGGGGCCUUCCCACCUCCUGUGACCACAAACAUGUCUACCUGUAGUUUGUCAAGUGCCAGUUUCGGAGGAGGGGGAAGUAUUAAAUGGCUCUGAUCACAACGUGCCCCAAUUUGCAGAGCUGUAAACCUCAGAAUUAAGUCGCAAGGGUUUAAAGGGAGCAGUGAGGGAAAGGAAAGUGUGGACGUUCAACAUUUGAAGUAAAAGCAGGAGAGAAAAAAAUUCCUGCAUUCACUGGGCCUUGCAGUCUCUUUUUGAGAAUAACUAUUAUUGCAUUAUAAUGCUUAUUUUAAAUAUCAACUUCACACGCUGUAAAAUGCACCUUAUUUUGUAUCUUAUUUUUUUGUGAUUUUCUUUUUUCAAUUUUAUCAAUUAUGGCAUUCUCCCUCCUUUAUUGGUUACUGACUGAGAACAAACACAAAAGUCUCAGCUGUGGUCAACGAGUUUACAC